AUGCCAAAAAACACGACUGUUUACGAUCCACAUUUUGAGGAACAUAUAGGGAACCAUGGUGUUUACCUGCCAUUCUCAACAUACCCAGAUGGUACCGAGCCAUCCAAACCAGAGAAUUUCCAAGAAAUUCGAACAAUCCUACGGACCUCUCGGCCUUCACUUGCUUUGUCGCCAGAUGCUUUGGAAAAGGAACAUGAAAAAUUUGUCAGACUCAGCGAAAAGGCUGCUGAUGAACAGCUGGUCAUCAAGAACAUCCUUCCUAUCCUUGAAGGAGAGGAAAAGGCUUGUUUUUGGUCUGGCGCUGGCCAUCCAUUCAAGAAACUUGCCCCCCUAACUGAUGGCACUCUAGCCCACGCGAGGCCUGAUUUUUACCAUGGCGCACCACUAAACCAGCUAAACCCCGCCAUCCGGAAGCAACUUAAGGACCAGGUUAUCCCAACAGCCAAGAGCAAUCGUCCUAUUGCUCCGAAUUUCUUUGUUGAAGCAAAAGGCCACGAUGGAUCACACUCUGUGGUUAGACGUCAGGCUUGUUAUAACGGUGCUCUAGGGGCGCGAGCUAUGCAUUCCCUCCAGCAAUUUGGGAACAGAAGUGGGAGCGAUACCACUACGACACCUGCUUGCUACGAUAAUAAUGCCUAUACUAUGACAUCUACUUACCAUUCCGGAACUCUUGGGCUAUAUACGACACAUCCAACACAGUCUAGGUUCAACAGCAAUUACCCACACCGUGACACCGACUAUUUGAUGACACGGGUUGGGAAAUGGGCGCUUGAUGGUAGCCCAGAAAGCUUCCAGCAGGGUAUAACCGCUUAUCGAAAUGCUAGAGAUCUGGCUCAAGAACAGCGGGACGGGUUCAUCAGGCAGGCGAAUGAACGGUAUGCGUCAGAUCGCCGGCAAAUUUAUACUGCGAGGGAUAGUGAUGAGGAACAACCGGUGUUGUCUAAUGGAACUGGUGAUGUCAAUAAGUAG
Messenger RNA from Aspergillus affinis, 969 nucleotides. RefSeq lists its product as uncharacterized. The record is from RefSeq and is a predicted model, not a curated record. Lineage: Eukaryota; Fungi; Ascomycota; Eurotiomycetes; Eurotiales; Aspergillaceae. Bases 1 to 969 code for a protein of 322 amino acids. The transcript has a single exon.